GGCAGAGCAAGAUGGCGGACCUCGAAGAUGUUACGCUGGACGGGAGGCCGCUUCAAUCGCUUCGUGUGGCGGAUUUGAAAGCGGCCUUGGAGGAGCGUGGGCUUUCCAAGAGCGGACAGAAAAAUGCUCUUAUAAAGAGAUUAAAGGGGGCUCUCAUGUUGGAGAACCUGCAGAGAACCUCAACCCACCACAUUGGACUGCAGCCUAACUCUCAGAUUGGUGAGGAGAUGAGUCAGAACAGCUUUAUAAAGCAAUACCUGGCCAAACAACAAGAGCUUCUAAGGCAGCGAUUGGAGAGGGAGGCUCGAGAGGCAGCUGAAACAGACGACCAAGAGGACCAUGCUGCAGGCAACGACAGCACAACUUCUCCUGCCCCAAACCAGGAUGUUGCUCCUACGUUAGUUGACCAGCACAAGCCUCUUGCUCCUUCAGUGGGGGAGGGAUAUGGGGUCACAGCAGAUGAGACUGAGAGAGAUAGGCAGAGAGAGAAGGAGGUGCCUGGACCUCCCCCUUCUGCACCUACCUCUCUACCUGGUGCAGUAGCCUCCCUGUCUGUCCGUGUUGUAGGUGAGGGAGGGCCGACCUCCAGUCAUGCAACGGCCAAUAGCGAUGAUGAGAGUGAAGGGGGAGAAGACGACGAGGAAGAGGAGUGGAAUAGGAAUGUUCAGAGAGGCUGCCAAGCAGAGCUGCCUAGAGGCCAACCAAUAAGGGAGAGAUCUAGUGGCUCAAGGCAGCCCCCACAACACAUCUCUCCUUUAAUGUCUCAGCAGCUCAGGCAACCCACCCCGCCACCAUCACCUCCACCAGAACUUUCAUUCCCUCUUCCAGACACCCCUAAGCAGAGUCCACCUAGUCCGGUAGCACCCCCAUCUAGGCAGCGGACUUCCAGCACCUCCAGCUCUGGCAGCUCUAGUAGUGACAGUCGUAGCAGCAGCCCAGAUCCUGCAGGUGAUUCCUCGGAACGUAGGCCGGGCCCGCUGACCUUGCUGGCCCGCAAGAUGGAGUCAGAAGGGGCUUUUUCUGGAGUAGGGAGACGUGGACGUGAGGAAUCUGAAGAAUCUGAGGGUGGUGUCAUUGCUUCAGUGUUUCCAAACAAGGGACACCAGGAUGGAGCUGUGUCUGCCAUUACACAUACAGCUAAUGCUACAGGAGUUCCCUACCCUGGCUCAAUUUCGAUCACCAAUCAGGCAGUCUUAGGAACUUCUUUCCACCAUAGUCAAGGUCCUGUGGGUAUUGUAAGGACAUCUAUGAGGCAGAGAGUGUUGGAGCGUGAAAGAGCCCUAGAACUGGAGAGGCUGGAGCAUCAGAAGGCGUUGGAACGAGAAAGGGAAGAGAGAGAGCGAGCUCUUAAGGUGGAACGUGAGCGACUCGAAAGAGAGCAAGCUUUGGAGAGAGAAAGAGCUUUAGAGCAAGAGAGGCUGGAGAAGGAGAGAGCUCUUGAAAGAGAAAAAGCUUUGGAGAGAGAGAGACAGGAGAAGGAGAGAGCUCUUGAAAGAGAAAAAGCUUUGGAGAGAGAGAGACAGGAGAGGGAGAGAGCUCUUGAAAGAGAAAGAGCUUUGGAGAGAGAGAGACAGGAGAGGGAGAGAGCUCUUGAAAGAGAGAGAGCUUUGGAGAGGGAGAGAGCUCUUGAAAGAGAGAGAGCUUUGGAGAAAGAGAGACAGGAGAGAGAAAGAGCUCUUGAAAGAGAAAGAGCUUUGGAGAGGGAGAGACAGGAGAGGGAGAGAGCUUUGGAGAAAGAGAGACAAGAAAAAGAGAGACUGGAGAAAGAGAGACUGGAGAGAGAGCAAAUGGAGAGGGAGCAAAUGGAGAGGGAGCAAGCUUUAGAAAGGGAGAGACAAGAGAAAGAACGACAGGAAAGGGAAAGGGCAGUGGAGCGAGAGAGACAGGAGAGAGAGAGGGCUUUAGAGCAAGAGAGACUAGAAAGGGAAAAAGCUUUGGAACGAGAGAGACAGGAAAGAGAAGCUUUGGAAAGGGCGAGACAAGAGAGAGAGAAGACUUUGGAGAGAGAAAGAGCUCUUGAACAAGAAAGGGAAGAGAAGAGGAAGGCUAUGGAGAGGGAAAAAGAAGAGCGGGAGAGAGCUUUGGAACAAGAAAAAGAGGAAAGGGAACAUCUUUUGGAACAAGAAAGAAUGAAGGCUCUCGAGCAAGCGGAGAAGGAGAAGGCUCUGAAACGGGAAAAAGAGGAGAAGGAGAGAGAGAGAGAUAGCCGUCUCCCUCCGUGGAAACGUGGUCGUGACAUUGGGGGGUUUUCCUACUCUGUGCUUCAUCCUGCAUCCCUCUCUGGUGGAACAGAGAAAGGUGUUUUAACGGAGGGUGGGGACUUAGAAGGUGGGGAGACCCAGAGUGGAGGAAAAGAUACUGGCCAUACAGAACCUUUCCCUCCCCAGUCUCCGUCUCUCACAACGCCCCUGUCCCCCCAGUCCUCGUCUAAGAAGUUCCGUUUUCUCAGAGAUGCCCCUGUUAUGUCUCUGCCACCAUCAGCCACUGCGUCUGUGCUGAAGAGACCUCGCUACUUCUCAGACAGUCCAGUUCCAUCAUCUUCCUCUCCUCUUCACUCACCGACUAAAUCUGGGGAACUUAUUGGUCAUGUGCCACCACAGAUACCACCGAGACAAGGAUCCGUUGUUCCUGCAACCAAUGAGGCCAGUCAGCCAGAGAGCGAAGUUCUUGAGGCUGUUACUCUGAUGCCAACCAAGUCUCAGAGGGAGGAAGGUGAUGAUACUGUAGCGUCGAAAGAAACUCCUGUCGUACAGAUGGAGCAAGACAACGUAAGCAUGCAAGGUGGUGAGUCUGGUAAUUCCUCAGUUUUUGAAAAAUCCAAAGGUGAGAAAAACCAGGAGAAGACUCCCUCUGCAUCAAACCGAAUGGAGGAGAAGGAAAUUGAGAGAGGGAGGGAGGGGGAAAGAAAGAAAGAUGAAAAGAGAGGGAGACAGUCAUCCUCCUCUGGUGACUCUUCUUCGUCCGAUUCUGACUCUGGAUCCACAUCAUCCUCUCGUUCUUCUGCUUCAUCCUCUUCCUCUCUGGAAAAAACCCGCUCCACAUCAGGUGGCAGGAGGUCUGAAGAAACUGAGAGAAGUCAGUUACCUCAGGAGAAAGAGAAAAUUUGCCAGCCAAAAGGAUCGACUGAAACUCCUGAAACACACCAGCGCAAAAAACGAGGAGUUGCUGAGGAAGAGACCGAAACGAACAGCGAAGGAGUCAGCCAGACCAAGAGGCCCUGCUUAGGACUGCCACCUGACAAGAGAAAAGAUGCUGAAGAGGAGGAGACAAAGAGAGACAGUAGCAGUGAGGUGAAGGAAGCUGUCAUGGCGGAGUCUGAGAAGGUUUCCGAGAGCAGUGAGGAGAGCUCCACACCAAAGGCCUUCACCGCCCGUAGGAUCUCCCUCGGCAGCACUAAGCCUGUCCCUGGAGCCGUGAGCUCAGAGGGGGAGGCAGAGUCUGGGACUUCAGCAGGAAGAAAGAGAAGAUGGGGAUCCAGCACCGCUGUCACUGCCAAGAAACCCUCAAUCAGCAUCACUACAGACUCACUGAAGUCCUUGAUUCCUGACAUUAAACCAUGCCUGGGCCAGGAGGCCGUUCUGGAUCUUCACCCAGAGGAGACUCACCUUUCCGGGGAGGAGGAAAGCGGAGAGAGAGACAACCAGGACCUGAAGAUCAGGCGCACUGUCACACAAGUCAUCACAUCUGAGACUCAAGAAAAUGGACAGAAGGAGUCAAAGAGAGGUGAACAGGAGGAGGAAGAGGAGGAUGUGAGGGAAACCAUGGAGAGAAACCGCCAGGAGGAGAAAAUGGACGGCUCUAUCAAGAUAUCCAUGGAGAGGAGGUCACCUUCAUCUGGCCGCGAUGUUGACAUGAAGACAGUCACUCCCAGUGACACACUGGUGCGCCGCUCCAUCAGUCAACAGAAAUCUGGCGUUAGCAUCACUAUCGACGACCCAGUUCGCACCGGCAAACAGACCUCACCACCCAGAGGAAAAGUCUCCAAUAUCAUCCACAUCUGCAACCUGGUUAGACCUUUCACCCUGGGUCAGCUGAAGGAGCUGCUGAACCGAACUGGCACCAUUGUUGAGGAGGGCUUCUGGAUUGACAAGAUUAAGUCUCACUGCUAUGUCACAUAUUCAAGUGCAGAAGAGGCAGUUGCCACUAGAGCAGCCCUGCAUGGAGUUAAGUGGCCCCAAAGUAACCCCAAAGUCCUCAGUGUUGACUUCUGCCAGCAAGAUGAGCUGGACUUCCAUAAGGGCUUACUGACUGCGGAGAGGCCAGGUGAGGAGGAGAAGGGAGCGGCCGCAGCGGGGCAAGGGCGAGGUGCUCGGGGUGCCGCUCCUCCUCCUCCUCCUCCUCUAAUGCCCGAAAGGGAUCAGUGGGCAGAACGGGAACGCGAGAUGGAGCGGAGAGAGAGGACACGUGCGGAGCGGGAAUGGGAUAGGGAUAAAGUCCGAGAUUUCAGCAAACCCGGCGAGGAGGGCGCCGGGAGACGAUCGCGCUCCCGUGACAGAGAGAGGAGGCGCAAGGAGAGGGGCAAGAGCAAAGAGAGGAAAACUGACAAAAAAGAGAAAGCCCCAGAAGAGCCUCCUGCCAAACUGCUAGAUGACCUGUUCUGCAAAACCAAAACAGCUCCAUGUAUAUACUGGCUGCCUCUUACUGAAGAGCAGGUGGUGCAGAGAGAGGCCGCGCGAGCGGAGAGGAUGCGUGAACGCGAGAAGAAGAGGAAAGAGCUUCAAGAAGAAGAGGAGAAGAAGAGAGAGGAGGAGCGUAAAGAGCGGAUGAAGGCCAAUGCGAGCGCCGGAGGCGGUGAGGGCGAGAGAGACAGGGACAGAGACAAAGAUAGAGAUCGGGACAGAGAGAGAGAGAGAGACAGAGGAAGGGACAGAGAGAGGGACAGAGAAGGGGAGAAACGAAGGGAGGGUUACCGCAGGCCCGUGGGGAGCAGCGCCGCCGGGAGCAGGCGGUCACGCAGCCGUAGCGACCCCCCGCCAAGAGACAGACGACGCUAACGGGACAACCCGGAGGGGUUGGAACUCUGUGACGAACCCGCACCUCCUUCACUACAUGUGCUGUUACAGCUCAAAUGCCACCCCUGAGGACCAACGUCAAAUUGUACGCGUGCACACACACACACACCACACACACACUCUCAUACUCCCUCACGCAUAGGGACCAUUCUCUGGGUGGUGCAGAAUCUCUCGUGUAGGCCGCUGUCUGAGUCUGAGGGUCGAUAACUCAUCUAGUGUUCAUUUUCCCCAGUCUUUUUGGGCUUUUGGUGGGACUGACUGUAAAAGAUCCAUUCCUUCCCCUCCCUACACGUUUCUACACGUCGAGUGAGCGGAGCAGCUCGGCUCCUCCAUGUUCUUUUUCGGUAGCAUUCGAGGCUGUCAGCCCUUCACCUUCUCUCGCCUCAAAUUUCCUGAGGUUUACCUGUUGUCGGGGGGGUGGGGGGGUUACCUGUUGGUUACCUUCUAUUUUUUUUUUUUUUUUUUUGCUUUGACAUCUAGAUGUUGCCAACUGACAAAGAUGCCUUCGGGUGGAACUUCUCCAAAAGCUUUGAUGUGACACGUGUCAACAUCAGGUUUACCUUGUCUGCAUUCCUCUCUUGUGUUUUCUUACCUUGUUCCUGUCCUUUGUCACCCGUCCACCUCUGGCACUGUAUGGAGAAGGGGGAAAUGAUAUUUAACCUUUACACAGUUGUUUUUAA
Messenger RNA from Chanos chanos (milkfish), 5692 nucleotides. RefSeq names its product apoptotic chromatin condensation inducer 1a (gene acin1a). Gene Ontology annotation, biological process: RNA splicing. Bases 12 to 4994 code for a protein of 1660 amino acids. The transcript has 19 exons. Lineage: Eukaryota; Metazoa; Chordata; Actinopteri; Gonorynchiformes; Chanidae. Gene Ontology annotation, molecular function: RNA binding. Gene Ontology annotation, cellular component: precatalytic spliceosome; ASAP complex. The record is from RefSeq and is a predicted model, not a curated record.